Molecule: messenger RNA, 6931 nt
Organism: Lagopus muta (rock ptarmigan)
Lineage: Eukaryota; Metazoa; Chordata; Aves; Galliformes; Phasianidae
Source: RefSeq, a predicted model, not a curated record
AUGCUGAAUACAUCACUUUCGUGGGACCCCCCUGAAUUGCUGCUUAUGGGUUCUCAGAGCGUAGGUAAUAAUUCAGAGGGAUGCAUAUGUUUUGAACAAUUUGCCUUACAAGGAUCGCUUUCCCAACGUGGGAUUGCGCAGGAUCUCCUUAAGAGGGGUAGGCCUUUGUUGUGGGACUCCAGCCGUAAUAGAACCAUCCCACACACGCUUGUUAACCCGCUGAACAGUGCGGUGUUCAGGUGGUCUGGCCUGUACUGUGGGUCCGUGGUAAAUCGUACUCGGCAGUGGUAUAAUUUCAAAACCGCAAAUGGGUGGAAAGGUUCCCUGUGUAACAAUUGUACAUUGCCAGAGCAGUGGUGCAAUAUCACCACGAGUGACUGUUGCUGCAACAUCACACAAUCUUGGCCGCAGGGAGGGUACGGAUACGCCCGCAGGAGGCCACAAUAUAAUGUCGCCACCGGAAAACUAUGGAAAGGUAAAUUUGAUGAUAAUGGUCUGGAUAGGAGUAAUGAGAGAGUUAGUGUUGUCGGAGGUUCAAAGAUGUUACCACCAGGGGUGUUCCUGGUAUGUGGUGACAGGGCUUGGCAGGGUAUCCCGAGGAUACCGGUGGGGGGACCAUGUUACCUGGGGAAAUUAACUAUUCUAUCACCAAGUUGAUUCUCUGAGUGGGUACAAUUGGUCAGGGACAUGAGUAAAGGGACUCGGAAAAGGCGAAGUAUUCCCACCCUAGGAUCAGACUGCGGUGACGAGGUACACCUUUGGGGACCAAAGGCACGAAUAUUUGCAUCCAUCCUGGCUCCGGGAGUAGCCGUGGCUCAAGUGCUUAAGGACAUAGAAAGACUAGCUUGUUGGUCCGUGAAACAGGCCAACAUGACUUCUGCGCUCCUAAGCGAACUACUCAUGGACACUGAUAGCCUUAGGCAUGCUGUGCUCCAGAAUAGAGCGGCGAUCGACUUCCUACUCCUGGCACAGGGUCAGGGAUGCAACGACUUUGAAGGGAUGUGUUGUUUCAAUUUAAGCGAUCACAGUGAAUCGCUACAUAAGAAGUUACAACUGUUAAAGGAACAUACAAAAAAGAUUGGAAUACAGGAAGAUCCCUUCGGAAAUUGGUUGGAGAAUUUGUUUGGUGGGAUUGGGCCAUGGCUUAAGCAGUUGCUUAAAGCGUUAGUAAUAGGGCUGUUUAUAUUUUUGGGGUUAAUGUUGUGUUUGCCAUGUAUCUUUCAAUGUUUGCGAGGUUGUAUACAACGAAUGACUGAGAAAAUGAUCUACACGCAAUUGGAAUACUGUAGAAUGCAGGAUAAGUUCUAAGAUGUAUGUUGUUUAGGUUUAGCACAUUGCGUAUUGUAAUGGGGCAAGGCUUCUGUUGGCAUGGGGAGGGGGAAAUGUUGUAUUAGGCGCUUGCGCCAUCUUCGGGUUGUAACGCGUUAGGACCUCCCCCUCCAUAUAUAAGCACGUGUUUGUUCCAUAAAAGCGCCAAAACUGUAAUUUCAAACGGUUCUUACGCAGCAACUGUGUGUGUAAACAGUAACAAAGAAAAAAAUGAGCAGUACAACAUUUAAAACUGCAUCUGAAAAGAAGCAAGCAAGCGAACAGGAUUCUGCAAUUCAUUUGUUGCUGUUACAGAACACACUUUUUAUUACUUCAGCACUUUCAGUAUUCAUCCUCUUCUUCAGCCUCUUCUACAGAGUCUAUCCCAGCUUCUUCAUAAUCUUUUUCAAGGGCAGCCAGAUCUUCCCGGGCUUCGGAAAAUUCAGCAGUUCAGUAACAGGAACGUUACAGUGCAGUACAAUGACCGCUACCUCCAAAUACCACGUAAUUCCUACUAUUUCCAAGAUCAAGCACUUCAGAAGUUAUCAAAGUACCUUGAAUCCAGUUGGGCACCAAUCCACAAACUGAACGGUACGUUUAGUCUUGAUAGUAGCGAUAGCUGCGUUAACAUCUUCAGGGACAACAUCACCUCUGUAUAACAUACAGCAGGCCAUAUAUUUACCAUCACUCGGGUCACAUUUUACCAUCUGGUUGGCUGGUUCAAAGCAAGCAUUGGUAAUUUCAGCCAGGGAUAACUGCUCAUGGUAGGCUUUUUCAGCAGAGAUGAUAGGGGCAUAUGCUACCGAGGGGAAAUGGAUUCGUGGGAACGGAACAAGGUUAGUUUGAAAUUCUGUCAGCUCUACAUUAAGGGCUCCAUCAAAACGUAGUGAAGCUGUGGUGGAUGAAACAAUUUGCCCAAUUAGUCGAUUUAAAUUGGUAUAAGUGGGACGUUCUAUGUCCAGGUUGCGAUGACAUAUAUCAUAAGUGGCUGCAUUAUCUACCAUGAAUGCGCAGUCUGAAUGCUCCAGUGUUGCAUGUGUAGUUAAAACUGAAUUGUAAGGUUCCACUACAGCAGAAGAAACCUGUGGUGCUGGAUAAAUUGCAAAUUGUAGUUUAGAUUUUUUGCCAUAGUCAACAGAGAGCCUUUCCAUGAGCAGAGAUGUAAACCCUGAACCAGUGCCUCCUCCAAAACUGUGAAAGAUAAGGAAACCUUGCAGCCCAGUGCACACCUCAGCCUAUAAUAGGAUGGAAAAAAGCAAGAGAGAAAAAACAUAUAUUUAUUAUUACCUUUUCCAAAAUCAUCAACAUUAAAAUAAACACUCAAAAGCAAUUAUUUCCUCAUCAUUUGUUUUAAAAGGUAACUUUUUUCUUGUAUAUCUUUUACUUAAAACCACCACAGCACACCUUGUUCUGAAUAUGAGUAUUUUCUCAUUUGAAUGGAGCAUUUUCCUUUAUGCAUUUUUUAUCCCACUAAAAGCAAGAGCAGUUGUGCACCACUGUGAAAGGUUAUUAGAAAUUACAGCAGGCUUGCAGCUUUUAAACUACUAUUGUACUCUGUAUGGCAGCAAGUAUCAAUUUGGUUUGGAAAAAAGGUAUUUUUACAACUUCAGAUAGGCAAUCACUACUUCACUUUGAUUCACAUCAUGCUAAGUGAAUUUCUUACAUUACACCAGGUUAUGGAAACCUAGAAAGACAUGUGAAAUUGCUGAACGUCCAACCAAAAUCUGAGUUUCAGGGUACUGGAAAUAUUUUGAAUGACACAUAAUGGUGCGAUUCAGGUUAAAAAUAACAAACAAGUGCUUACAGUCUAAAGAUUUUAUAACGCACUUCUGAGGUAUCCUUAAAAUAUCUUCAAAUAAUGAUGUUCCACAUCACAAGAACUUUCAAGUUUUACUGACUGAAUUUUUAUUUAACUCAAGAGGGGGGAGGCAUGGGACCAAGUUCCUGGUUUUUUGUUUUUAAUAAUCUAUGCGUAACAUUCUUAAAAACAAACAACUCCCUCCCCCCCAGAAAAAAAACCAACACAAGUGUCAUAACAAAUUGUAACUAUAGGUAGCUCUAGAGCUGUAUUUUAAAUAAAAUUUGUAUUUUAAAUAUUGAUCUGCAGCAUGAAUUCUUACCACUUUGCGCGUGCGGUCUGACACUAGAUCAACAAUCUGUUUUCCAACGGUGUAAUGGCCUCUGGCAUAAUUACUAGCUGCAUCUUCUUUCCCAGUAAUGAGCUGCUCAGGGUGGAACAACUGCCUAUAUGUGCCUGUAGGUACUUCAUCUACAAGUGGAAAAAUACAUAUUCCAACAUAAAAUUUAUCUGCUGAGUUCUGCCUCAGAACUGUGGUGCCUAGGGAUGACAUACUACGUAAAAGGAAAUGUCAAAAACCUACAGACAGCUUCCAUGAACAAACGCAGCAAGAAGUUGGCACAACUUCAGUGUCUUUCUUUAGGGGAAAACAUCGGAUGCUCACAAAGCAGUAUUUGCAUCCUGGAACAUGGAGGCAACUCAAGAGAACUACACUGCAGGCACAGGCAUUCUGGAUAGCAAUUAAAUGAAGCUGUGGAUGUAGUGCAGUGACUUGGAAAGAUUAUCCAAAAUCUGCAAAGAAGUUUAACGUUUUCCAAACAUUACCCAUAGACCAUCAUUUCAUCUCUUUCAAAUAACACGAACCAAAAACGUCAAAACAUCAUCCAGCUAUACACCUUUCAGAACCCCUAGUGUUUUGAAAACGCACAAAAGUCUGAAAGGUGUUGUGUUAGGCGCUUGCGCCAUCUUCGGGUUGUAACGCGUUAGGACCUCCCCCUCCAUAUAUAAGCACGUGUUUGUUCCAUUAAAGCGGCAUUUUGCUGUUCGCCAUAUCGGUGUCGCCUCGGUAAUUGGCCAAGCUGCGGUCUCCCAGGAAAAGCGAACGGGUGAAGGAUACAACAGAUGGUGACCCCGACGUGAUUUCUGGGGGAUCAGACUGCGGUGACGAGGUACACCUUUGGGGACCAAAGGCACGAAUAUUUGCAUCCAUCCUGGCUCCGGGAGUAGCCGUGGCUCAAGUGCUUAAGGACAUAGAAAGACUAGCUUGUUGGUCCGUGAAACAGGCCAACAUGACUUCUGCGCUCCUAAGCGAACUACUCAUGGACACUGAUAGCCUUAGGCAUGCUGUGCUCCAGAAUAGAGCGGCGAUCGACUUCCUACUCCUGGCACAGGGUCAGGGAUGCAACGACUUUGAAGGGAUGUGUUGUUUCAAUUUAAGCGAUCACAGUGAAUCGCUACAUAAGAAGUUACAACUGUUAAAGGAACAUACAAAAAAGAUUGGAAUACAGGAAGAUCCCUUCGGAAAUUGGUUGGAGAAUUUGUUUGGUGGGAUUGGGCCAUGGCUUAAGCAGUUGCUUAAAGCGUUAGUAAUAGGGCUGUUUAUAUUUUUGGGGUUAAUGUUGUGUUUGCCAUGUAUCUUUCAAUGUUUGCGAGGUUGUAUACAACGAAUGACUGAGAAAAUGAUCUACACGCAAUUGGAAUACUGUAGAAUGCAGGAUAAGUUCUAAGAUGUAUGUUGUUUAGGUUUAGCACAUUGCGUAUUGUAAUGGGGCAAGGCUUCUGUUGGCAUGGGGAGGGGGAAAUGUUGUAUUAGGCGCUUGCGCCAUCUUCGGGUUGUAACGCGUUAGGACCUCCCCCUCCAUAUAUAAGCACGUGUUUGUUCCAUAAAAGCGCCAAAACUGUAAUUUCAAACGGUUCUUACGCAGCAACUGUGUGUGUAAACAGUAACAAAGAAAAAAAUGAGCAGUACAACAUUUAAAACUGCAUCUGAAAAGAAGCAAGCAAGCGAACAGGAUUCUGCAAUUCAUUUGUUGCUGUUACAGAACACACUUUUUAUUACUUCAGCACUUUCAGUAUUCAUCCUCUUCUUCAGCCUCUUCUACAGAGUCUAUCCCAGCUUCUUCAUAAUCUUUUUCAAGGGCAGCCAGAUCUUCCCGGGCUUCGGAAAAUUCAGCAGUUCAGUAACAGGAACGUUACAGUGCAGUACAAUGACCGCUACCUCCAAAUACCACGUAAUUCCUACUAUUUCCAAGAUCAAGCACUUCAGAAGUUAUCAAAGUACCUUGAAUCCAGUUGGGCACCAAUCCACAAACUGAACGGUACGUUUAGUCUUGAUAGUAGCGAUAGCUGCGUUAACAUCUUCAGGGACAACAUCACCUCUGUAUAACAUACAGCAGGCCAUAUAUUUACCAUCACUCGGGUCACAUUUUACCAUCUGGUUGGCUGGUUCAAAGCAAGCAUUGGUAAUUUCAGCCAGGGAUAACUGCUCAUGGUAGGCUUUUUCAGCAGAGAUGAUAGGGGCAUAUGCUACCGAGGGGAAAUGGAUUCGUGGGAACGGAACAAGGUUAGUUUGAAAUUCUGUCAGCUCUACAUUAAGGGCUCCAUCAAAACGUAGUGAAGCUGUGGUGGAUGAAACAAUUUGCCCAAUUAGUCGAUUUAAAUUGGUAUAAGUGGGACGUUCUAUGUCCAGGUUGCGAUGACAUAUAUCAUAAGUGGCUGCAUUAUCUACCAUGAAUGCGCAGUCUGAAUGCUCCAGUGUUGCAUGUGUAGUUAAAACUGAAUUGUAAGGUUCCACUACAGCAGAAGAAACCUGUGGUGCUGGAUAAAUUGCAAAUUGUAGUUUAGAUUUUUUGCCAUAGUCAACAGAGAGCCUUUCCAUGAGCAGAGAUGUAAACCCUGAACCAGUGCCUCCUCCAAAACUGUGAAAGAUAAGGAAACCUUGCAGCCCAGUGCACACCUCAGCCUAUAAUAGGAUGGAAAAAAGCAAGAGAGAAAAAACAUAUAUUUAUUAUUACCUUUUCCAAAAUCAUCAACAUUAAAAUAAACACUCAAAAGCAAUUAUUUCCUCAUCAUUUGUUUUAAAAGGUAACUUUUUUCUUGUAUAUCUUUUACUUAAAACCACCACAGCACACCUUGUUCUGAAUAUGAGUAUUUUCUCAUUUGAAUGGAGCAUUUUCCUUUAUGCAUUUUUUAUCCCACUAAAAGCAAGAGCAGUUGUGCACCACUGUGAAAGGUUAUUAGAAAUUACAGCAGGCUUGCAGCUUUUAAACUACUAUUGUACUCUGUAUGGCAGCAAGUAUCAAUUUGGUUUGGAAAAAAGGUAUUUUUACAACUUCAGAUAGGCAAUCACUACUUCACUUUGAUUCACAUCAUGCUAAGUGAAUUUCUUACAUUACACCAGGUUAUGGAAACCUAGAAAGACAUGUGAAAUUGCUGAACGUCCAACCAAAAUCUGAGUUUCAGGGUACUGGAAAUAUUUUGAAUGACACAUAAUGGUGCGAUUCAGGUUAAAAAUAACAAACAAGUGCUUACAGUCUGAAGAUUUUAUAACGCACUUCUGAGGUAUCCUUAAAAUAUCUUCAAAUAAUGAUGUUCCACAUCACAAGAACUUUCAAGUUUUACUGACUGAAUUUUUAUUUAACUCAAGAGGGGGGAGGCAUGGGACCAAGUUCCUGGUUUUUUGUUUUUAAUAAUCUAUGCAUAACAUUCUUAAAAACAAACAACUCCCUCCCCCCCAGAAAAAAAACCAACACAAGUGUCAUAACAAAUUGUAACUAUAGGUAGCUCUAGAGCUGUAUUUUAAAUAAAAUUUGUAUUUUAAAUAUU